This is a messenger RNA of Macrosteles quadrilineatus (aster leafhopper), 1372 nucleotides long. RefSeq lists its product as uncharacterized. Bases 1 to 756 code for a protein of 251 amino acids. NCBI's taxonomy places the organism in Eukaryota, Metazoa, Arthropoda, Insecta, Hemiptera, Cicadellidae. The record is from RefSeq and is a predicted model, not a curated record. The transcript is spliced from 3 exons.
AUGCAGCAGGUUAUAAAUGUGUGCGCCGCCUACCAGGUGGCUCAGUACGGUAACAUGUGGGUAUUGUUGGUGACGGCUAGCUUGGUGUUGGGAGGUGACUCCGCGCCACCACCGGCGCUGCUGGAGCUUGGUGAGACAGUUUCAGAAAUCCUCAGCGACCUAGAAGACAUUCCAUUGGAAGAACGAGUCGACGACACAGUUCCUCCAGAACUCCUGGAGCUGUACCAAAACAUCGAAAUGCUGCUGGAGAUUCAAAAAAGCAACCUAACCGAAAGUCGGGAGGGCCGAGGACUUCUGAGCAAGCUGAGUUUUCUAACUGGUCUGAAACUCGGGAAUUUCCUGACGAGCUCGGGCACGCUGGCUGCUAGUCAGAGUAUAAACUUCCUGGGGAAGGUGCUGAACGCAGCCUUGUCUGUCAGCUACGGGAACGUCGGAGGAUAUCCUGGGCUGGGGGGAGAAAAUGGAAUUGGAGUCGGAGAACUGGGAGCUCUAGGGGCUCCAAUAGUGGGUCUGCAGAAACUGCCUGUCAUCGAGGAAGAUGUUCCUGACGAGGACAAGAAAAGAGAAAAGCCAGACAACGCCUCCCUGCCAGUCACCUCCCCGGUGUCGACACCCGCCGUCAGGAUCAGGGCGAGUCCUGUGGAGUCUUCGAGGAAGGAGUUCCUCAAGGAUCACAACCACAGGGUGGACAACUUCAACAACAACUUUGAGAAAAAACUGAGAUCCCGAACUGGACGAAUAGAAGCAUCGACGUAAUGUUUAGAUACCAUUACCUUGGCGUAACAAAAUCCUGCUUUAACUCUAUGAACUUUCUUUCAAGAAAAGUACAAACAUUGUAAAUUUAAAAUUGUAGUAAAAUAAAACUUGUCUAUGUAUUCGAGUCUGAGCUCAACUUUGAGUCCAAUUGAAUUAAAGUAACAGGCCUGAAACUAUAUAUACUGUAAGGGGUUUUGAUAGUAUUUUUUGUGUAAAUUAACAACGUGUUGUAUAUUUAUUAAUUUAUAGUCUUAAUAUCAAAUCUCAAAUCUUUGUACUUCAAUAUUGUAUAUGACCUGAUCUUAGUCCCUAGGUUUUGAAUUGGCCUUUUUAGUAGUUGACAAUCUGAGAAACUUUAAAGUUCACAAAGAAAAUUCUAGAAAUUCCUGUAGUAGUAAAUUAUAGUCCUAGUCCAUUUUGCCUAUUUGAUGCAACUUUACGGGUUAGGUUAGUUUUAAUGUAACAGUGUUUGCUUAUUUGUUUAGUAACCAUUGUGAAUAUCAUUUUUAUCUAGCAUUAGAAGACAAAAAUUAAAAUUUAAUUUCAUCCCAUCGCUUUCACGAUAGAAAAUUAAAAUCUUAGGUUAUGUAUGUAUAUAUUCUUAAAAUCAAACUGU